This is a messenger RNA of Vanessa tameamea, 890 nucleotides long. RefSeq names its product very long chain fatty acid elongase AAEL008004-like. Gene Ontology annotation, molecular function: fatty acid elongase activity. Gene Ontology annotation, cellular component: endoplasmic reticulum membrane. The record is from RefSeq and is a predicted model, not a curated record. The transcript is spliced from 6 exons. Bases 42 to 890 code for a protein of 282 amino acids. NCBI's taxonomy places the organism in Eukaryota, Metazoa, Arthropoda, Insecta, Lepidoptera, Nymphalidae. Gene Ontology annotation, biological process: fatty acid elongation, saturated fatty acid; fatty acid elongation, polyunsaturated fatty acid; sphingolipid biosynthetic process.
AGAUUUUUAAAAUCAACUGUCAAAUUAUUACACGCUACAAAAUGGCGAGCACAGCUUUAUCUUUGUACGAUAAUUUAUAUCAUUAUAUUGAAAACCCAGUCGUUCCUGAAAUCAAAGAUUAUUUCAUGACUGGUAGCCCGCAGAAACUUAUCAUAUUACUAGUAUGCUAUCUGUUCUUCUCCUUACGUCUGGGCCCCUGGUAUAUGAAAGAUAGGAAACCAUAUCAAUUAAGGAACGUCAUCAAAAUAUACAACAUAUUUCAAAUUCUCGUCAGUCUCUAUUUAUUUUAUGAGGGAACGAUUUACUUAUUUUUCACAGAUUUCAAUUUUACCUGCCAAGGUAUAGGUGAUUUAAAUUCACCGUCCACAUCAAGGAUAGCAAAAGCAGUGUGGUUAUAUUACAUUGUGAAAUUAAUCGAUCUCAUGGACACGGUAUUUUUCGUGCUUCGAAAAUCAGACAGACAAAUUACGUCACUUCACGUCCAUCAUCACACACUGAUGCCGAUUGCUACAUGGGUCGGUGUAACAUUCAUGCCAGGAGGUCAGGGUGUCAUCAUAGGAUAUAUCAAUUCUCUGGUGCAUGCUGUUAUGUAUACUUACUACCUACUCUCCGGUCUAGGAGAUGAGUACAAGAAAUUUCUCUGGUGGAAGAAAUAUUUAACUAUGCUACAAUUGGUACAGUUCACAAUCAUUGGGAUUCACAGUGUCAAUAGUUUAUUUUACCCAUGCUCCUACCCUGUUAUACUAAAAUUACUUACUAUAUUCUAUGCAAUUCUGUUCCUAAAUAUGUUUGGAAAUUUUUACUAUAACAACUAUAUAAAGAGCAAGAACGAUAAAGAUAUAAAAAAUGUAUCCAUGGGAAUAAGCAAGGCUAACAAUAAAACGCAUUAA